AUGUCUACGAACGAUUGUAUUCUUUCACUUCCUAUAAAAACUUAUCUUGAACCAAGCGAGAUAUCGAUUCUCCCUCAGCAUCGUUUAAAAGCACGUCGAACAAAUUUGAUUCCGGCGAUUUGCUUCUACAAUGGUUCAUUCGCACCAAUCCAUGCUGGUCAUGUCAAUGUAUUACAGUCAGCGAAACAAUAUAUUGAUAGUUUAGGAACACAUGAAUUGCUAGCUGCGUACAUGUCUCCGUCACAUUCCGAAUAUCUUGCAGCAAAAUUAAAAUCAACUGAAUUUCUGAGUAUCGCGCAUCGUCUAGCUAUGAUUCAUCUAGCAGUGGAAAAUCUCGAUUGGGUGAUGGUAGAUCUGUAUGAAACUUUUCAACCACGCACAACUCGUUUAGGUAUUAUCAUGGAUGCGUUUAUGAAACGUGUUCGUUCACAAUUGCCUGAUGGAAAUGAAAUUGAUGUAUUUUGGUUACAAGGUGAAGAUGCUCUGCGUUUUCCUCCUUUUGAAAUAGCAAUUCGGUUAGGAUUUCAACCUCUGUACGUUUUGAAUCGUAAUUCGAACGAGAAUACCGCCGGCUCUAAUCAAGAUAAACGAGAAAACCAAUGGCAAAAAAAGCGGGCAUGCUCAUUGUUUCCAGAACGAUCUCAUUUAGUCAAAGCAACUGACCUGAACCUCUCGUCGACUGCAAUUCGAAGAUGUGCUAGCGAAGCUUCGGUAACACAUGAACAACUUCAACUAUGUACUCAUCUAGAUAAUAUUACAUCGUAUAUCUUAC
Adineta ricciae is the source of this 772-nucleotide messenger RNA. NCBI's taxonomy places the organism in Eukaryota, Metazoa, Rotifera, Eurotatoria, Adinetida, Adinetidae. The record is from the annotation of a GenBank genome assembly.